Molecule: messenger RNA, 969 nt
Organism: Propithecus coquereli (Coquerel's sifaka)
Lineage: Eukaryota; Metazoa; Chordata; Mammalia; Primates; Indriidae
Product: melanoma-associated antigen 8-like
Exons: 2
Coding region: 1-969 (322 amino acids)
Biological process (GO): negative regulation of transcription by RNA polymerase II
Cellular component (GO): nucleus
Source: RefSeq, a predicted model, not a curated record
AUGCCUCACCGCCACGACCAUCAAAGAAAUCAGUGUAGCAGACUCGAAGAAGGCCUUCAGGCCCAAAGAGAGGCUCAGGGCCUGGUGGGUUCACAGGCUCCCAGGGCUCAGGAGGAGGGGGCGGCUCCCUCCUCCUCUACUGUGACCCUGGGCACCCUGGAGGAGGCUGCUCCUGCUGCACCACAGAGUCCUCCGGGGAGUCCUCAGGGAGCCUCGUCCUCCUCCAGUAGCCUGGCCUUCACUCCAGAGCACCGCUCCAAUGAGGGAUCCAGCAGCGAAGAAGAGGAGUGGCCAAGCUCCUCGGAGGAUCCGGAAGACCCGUCAUCUGUCCUGCAGGAGGCACUAGAAAAUGAGAUGUGUGAUUUGGUUCAUUUCCUGCUCCUCAAGUAUCGCUUCAAGGAGCCGAUCACCAAGGCAGAAAUGCUGGAUAUUGUCAUCAAAGAUUACCAAGACCACUUCCCUGUGAUCCUCAGUGAAGCUUCCGAGUGCAUGCAGAUGGUCUUUGGCAUCGAUGUGAAGGAAGUGGAUCCUGCCGGCCACUCCUAUGUUCUCGUCACCACCCUGGGCCUCACCUACUAUGAGGAGCUGAAUGAUGACCAGAGCUUUCCCAAGGCCGGCCUCCUGAUCAUCAUGCUGGGCUUGAUCCUCUUCGAGGGCGACUGCGCCCGGGAGGAGGUCAUCUGGGAUGCCCUGGGUGGGAUGGGGGUGCAUGCUGGGAGUGAGCAUUACAUCUACGGGGAGCCCCGGAAGCUCAUCACCCAGGAUUGGGUGCAGGAAGGGUACCUGGAGUACCGGCAGGUGCCUAACAGCGAUCCUGCAUAUUAUGAGUUCCUGUGGGGUCCGAGGGCCCAUGCUGAAGCCAGCAAGGUAAAAGUCCUGGAGUAUGUGCUCAAGGUCAAUUGGAGCGGCCCCAGAUCCUUCCCAUUCCUGUAUGAAGAGUCUGUGAGUGAUGAGGAAGAGGAGGUGUGA